AUGGAAGGUCAACGUUCCAUAGAUGAUAAUUCUAAUGCAUGGGCACAAGAACAAUCACAAGUUGAAAGCAAUAACAUGACUCAAUCAUCUCCGAUGCGAAAUAACCAAGGCCCAUCAAUUUCACCCAUAGAAGAAGAACAAACACAAAUCGAUGGUAGCAAUGUUGGUACAAAUAGUAGAAAGCGAAAACUUACUUCAGUUGUAUGGAAUCACUUUGAGAAGUCUAUUGGAGAAGAAUCGAAGCAAGAUUGCCAUUACGACAGAUAUGUGGACAUCAAGUUUAUAUACGUGCCUUGUCCUCAUACUGCUGAAGUUCUUGCUGAUGUGUUGUAUGAAUCUCUAUGUGAUUGGAACAUUGAUAGAAAAAUAUCAACAAUUACAGUUGAUAAUUGUAGCACAAAUGAUCUGAUGAUUCAUUUAUUAUUAGACAAGUUGUCUCUGAACUCGUUGAUUUUAGGAGGAGAGUUAUUUCAUAUGAGAUGUUGUGCACACAUCUUGAACUUGAUAGUUCAAGAUGGUUUAUCUGUUAUUGGGGAUGGAAUUGAUAGAAUUAGGGAUAAUGUUUAUUUUUGGAGCGCAACAAAAAAAAGAAUAGAAAAGUUUGAAGAAGCAGCUCGUCACUUGACAAUUUAUUGCUCAAAAAAAUUGUCUCUUGAUUGUAAAACACGUUGGAACUCGACAUAUUUGAUGUUGAGUGUUGCUAUAGUGUACAAGGAUGUUUUCAAAUGUUUAAAGCAACGAGAAACACAAUAUAUAAGUUUACCUACAGAUAGAGAUUGGGAGUUAGCUUCAAGUAUUUGUGGAAAAUUGCAUUUGUUUUAUAAGGUGACUUUGAUGUUUUCGGGUACCAAGUAUCCUACGGCUAAUGUAUUUUUUCCAUCCAUAUGUGAGAUAAGAAUUGCAUUAAGUAAGUGGAGUGAAGAUCGAGAUGAAGUGAUAAAAGAAAUAGGGGAGAGGAUGCUUGUUAAGUUUGAUAAAUAUUGGUCAGUUAUACAUGGAGUUAUGGGAGUUGCAGUUGUAUUAGAUCCAAGAUACAAGUUCAAAAUGAUGGAGUAUGCUUUCCCGAAGAUUUAUGGUUUUGAAAAGUCUGAUGUUGAAAUUGUAAAACUAAAGGAGCUUGUGUCUCGUUUGUUUCAAGAUUAUGAAACUUGUAAUUAUGAAAGUUCACGGAAUCGAGAUGUUGAUUCAAGUCGCAACACUAGUGACAUGGAGGUUCAGAUGGAGGGGGGUAUCACGUCGGAGCUUGAUCAUUAUCUUCAAGAUAAAGUAAGGACACAAAAUUCAGAGCUUGAUAUUUUGUCUUGGUGGAAAACAAAUGGUUUCAAGUAUCCAACAUUACAAAAAAUUGCCCGAUACAUAUUAGCAAUUCCAAUAUCCACUGUUGCAUCUAAGUCUGCCUUUAGUACAAGUGGUAGAUUGGUGGAAUCUCUAAUCAGAGAUGUAUGCGAUACAACUUCCAUUGCAGAGCUUGAACUGAAACAAUUGCAGAUGUUGAAAUUUAUUCUUACUCUUUUGGCUGCCUCCGUUUUAGCUUGA
This is a messenger RNA of Hibiscus syriacus, 1536 nucleotides long. RefSeq names its product zinc finger BED domain-containing protein RICESLEEPER 2-like. The coding region runs from base 1 to 1536 and encodes 511 amino acids. Gene Ontology annotation, molecular function: protein dimerization activity; DNA binding. NCBI's taxonomy places the organism in Eukaryota, Viridiplantae, Streptophyta, Magnoliopsida, Malvales, Malvaceae. The transcript has 6 exons. The record is from RefSeq and is a predicted model, not a curated record.